GGAAGUUGUGCGUUUCUUUGCCUGUAACUUCACGGUGGUGCCGGACAGCUGCCACACUGGACUCGGACUGAGCCGAACUGUCAUUCCUGUGAUGCCCCAGGGCGGGCUGAGCUGGUCGGGGUUGCGAUGCCUUACGUGGACCGACAGAAUCGCAUCUGCGGCUUCCUGGACAUCGAGGAGAAUGAGAGCAGCGGCAGGUUCCUGCGCCGAUACUUCAUCCUGGACACGCAGCAGGGCAGCCUGCUGUGGUACAUGGACAACCCUCAGAAUCUGCCUAAAGGUACAGACAGGGUGGGAUCCCUCAAACUCACCUACAUCUCCAAGGUCAGUGAUGCCACCAAACUCAGACCAAAGGCAGAGUUCUGCUUUGUUAUAAAUGCAGGAAUGAGGAAGUUUUAUCUGCAAGCCAACGACCAGCAGGAUUUGGUGGAAUGGAUCAGUGUUCUCAACAAUGCCACCAAGAUUACUGUGCCAAAGCCAGGUGAGGGCCACGCCGCCCAUGCAGAGACUUCCCAGGAAGGACUUGGAGCCAUGAAACAGAUCUCCUACAAGACUGAGAUCAUAGGAGGAGUUCCUAUCAUCACCGCUACACAGGAGCAGGGGGAGGGGCAGAAUGGGGCGGACCGUGGAGGUUUGAAGCGGUGUCAAAAUCAGCUGCCCUACUUCCUGUCCAGAGGAGCCCAGGACCAGGCCUUCAUCAAGGCCGGGUACUGUGUCAAACAAGGAGCUGUGAUGAAGAACUGGAAGAGGAGGUACUUCAUGCUGGAUGAAAAUGCUGUCAGCUACUACAAAUCUGACCUGGAGAGGGAGGCGCUGAGAGUCAUCUCGCUGAAGGAGAUCCACAAAGUUCAGGAGUGCAAACAGAGUGAGCUGAUGAUGAGGGACAACCUGUUUGAGAUGGUCACCAGCUCCAGAACCUUCUACAUACAGGCUGACAGUCCAGAGGACAUGCACAGCUGGAUUAAGGCCAUCUCAGGAGCCAUUGUGGCUCAGCGAGGCCCCGGACGCUCAGCAAACACUGAGCGCAGUGACCACCCCUCUCCCUCCCCAACAUCCUCCUCCAUCUUCUACUACCCCCUCGACCAGGAACCACACCACCCGCACUCCUCCUCCGGCCCCUCCUCAGCGGGCGCUCAGCCUCACACUGGACACGCACCACCAGGACAACUUCCUGGGCCUGCUUCCGUGGAGGCUGAGCGGCGUUCAGUCCGUGAUGAUGCCCCUCCCUUCGGCGCGCUCCCGCCUGUCGCUGCAGGAGACGGUGCAGUCCUCAAAGUAACCGGGGCGGAGGACGAGUCGCUGUGGAAACGCCGCAGCGAAAUGGCUAAGCUGGGGUUUGUUGGCAGCGGUGGCGAGGAAGAGCUUAACCGUCACACCACUGAGAAUUCGGAUGUGUCCAUUACCCUGAUUUGAUGAUGAUGAUUGACAGAGACACACACACACACACACACACACACUCUCCUACACAAGCGCCAUGUGCUCAGACUGCUCUGUGUCCUUAAAAAACUACCUGACUGGCCAAAUGAUCCUCCUACAAAACUGGGACUAGUUGGCUCCUUCCUGGGACCAGUCUUUUGUACGUGUGUGAUAGAAUCUUCUUCUUCUUCUCUAGUUUUUAUCUUUACUUUUGUCUUCCUGUGUAUUAUUUACAAGAUAUUUCUGCUGGCAAACAUGUUGUCACGCAAAGGAAAAUAGAAAACCUUAGAUAUUGUACAGUGAAGUUUUGAGAUGUUUCAGCAGAGGACGAACCUUGAAACCCGCUCACAGCGCGAUGACGGCGCGGUUUCAUGAUUCAUGUAGGAAACAGACAAACCAAAGUUUGCAGUCGUGCGGUUUUUUUCUACGGCAGCAGCUCAGACGUUACUUAGAGACGUCCAUCUCUGCUGAGGAACUGACUAAUCCAGAUUCUCAGUUUAUUGUAUAAGACAAUCCCCCUUGAUAUUAUAAACUCUGUAACUCUGAGUUUCCGCCAGAGGACCUUUAGUUUCUCUUUUCUCUCGUCUCCGUUAGAGAACAUCAUCCUGUCAUACAGAUCUUGUUUUUAGCGUUUUAGAGCACCAAAGUCCAGAUUCACUGAAGUUGCAUUUUAACAGAGGUCUGCACGUCCUCUGGUUUUUAACUUACUGACCCAAAAAUAUAUUAUUCAGCAACUACUGUGGUCACAUGUCAACAAUGAAUCACUAAAAUAUUACAUUAUUAAAACAUAAGAAGGAACAACCCUGUUGUUCCUGAUCUCUUUGUCUUUUUGACACUGAUGAAUGGAUUUUAAAAAGAAUUUAGAAAAGAAUUUUUUUUUUAGCUUAAGGAUUUUCUGGUCACACAAGCAUUUGUACCAACAAAAUGUCAAAUAGGUUCAUUCCGUCACUGCGGUCAGUGGAUUCACUCGUAGAGCUUCUGUGUACAGAUCAAAUUUUGUGAAUUUUGACAUGUCACUAACAAAUUUUCCAACCAUCAUCUUGGCAGAGCUUUGAGGAAAUGGAGAGCUGGAGAGUCCAAGAUGGAAAAAUCACAUUAGCUUAUUAUGUCACACCAUUGGAUUUUAUUCACCCAUGCUCCACAAACACACACACACACACAAACUCCACACUGCAGCAUGGUUCGAGUUCACGGUACAAAUAUACAAUUGUGCUGGUUACUUCGCUAACUGGUAGUUAGCUCACUGGUAGCAAUCCAGCCAGCUUAGCAAAUUAUUUUGGCUGCUUAGCCCCAGUAUGUUACUUGCUAGUUAGCGUGUUAGCCUAUUAGCUCGCCAACCAUGCAAUCACUACGUCACCGUCCUUCGGCGCUGCCUGUUCUGCAAGAACAUGUGGAUGAUUUUGCAGCACCGCUUUCUGGUCAGUCCAGAGACUAAGAGUUAAAGUAAAUUAAAAGAUAAAACAUCACCACCAACGUGUAAAUAAGGAGAUUUUCACUGAACAGCAGCAUCAUUCAAAUAAAGCUAUCACCUCUUUAUAUCCGGAUACUUCUAGUUUCUGCUGUUAGACUGGAGCCUUGUUCAUAAUUAUAAUUAUUCUGCUGAAUUUUGUCGCACAGAGUUUGUUUCAUUAUAAUGGGAGGCAACAGUGGAGUGACGGCUGCUGACAGUGGCUUCAUUGGUAGCUGAGUUACAGAUGCUUUUACACCUGUACAGGCCUUUCUUUGUUCUGACGUCAGGACUGAACCUGUUGGGUAGUUCUCAGAGUCUUUAUUCUUCCAUUCAGAAUAUCUCCAGCAGUAAUCUGGAGCAGUGACUUAUUUUAUUAAAUGUUUAGUAGUAGUCAGAUAGCAGUCAAAUAUUAGUCAGAAAGAGAGAUUAGCAACUUUCCAUCUUCAGCGUAAUCAUUGCCUUGCCUUGGAAAAUCUUCUAUUUACAAAAUACAAAACAAGUGUUUUUAGAAAAUACUUUUUUUUUUUUUUUUAUUAAAAAAGGUGAAAUUUGCCAUUUACCAAAGCCACAAUAUUCAGCAUAGACUUUGGUAAGUGAUAUGACACUGUCCGCUCUUCGCUGUGCAACCCUCCGGACGAUCUGGGCUCAGCACUUAACAAUAAGUGUAUGAUAAUGACUUAAAGAGGUAUUUAUAAAAGGUGUUAUGAGGAGCUGAUUUUCAUUCUGCUCACCAGCUUUACUCACCUCGACUCCUGCACUGUACAUUCAUGUUACCGUUUCUUUUUUUGAACUCCAUCUGACGUUGUUUUAAUGUGUUUCGUUUAAAGAUGUGGAGAGACAUAUAAAAAAAAAAAAAACUAAAAAAAAAACUCAUACUGUUGAUUUGUUGAUCUGUAAAUGUUGUUUUUGGACUCGGGCACUGCAGCCAUUGUCCAGGCCUGAACUCUGCACACUCUGUGUUGGAGACUGGUUGUGGGUAUUUUUGUCUGAUGUUCUUUUAGUUUUGAUGGUUUUAUUAUUCACAGAGAUGAAAUGGUUUUGAGGAAAUCUACAUAUAUACAUAUAUAUAUAUAUAUGUAUAUAUGUUGUUUACUGACUUUUAUACACAAGUGUGCAUGGUUGCAUGCACACAACCUGCCACCCCACCCCACCCCACCCCCCACCCCUGCUGUUCCCUGUUAAAGAUAAGCUGGGUAAAGUGCCUGCAUUGUUCUUUCUAAAGAGUUGAUAAGAAAACACAUGAUGAGCUGUUUUGACCCUUUUUAGUGUGUAAUUGAUUCUAAGACCAUGUGCUCUAUUUAUUAAAAGAAAUUUGAAAGUAA
Messenger RNA from Seriola aureovittata, 4188 nucleotides. It is a transcript of the gene plekha1b, whose product is annotated as pleckstrin homology domain containing, family A (phosphoinositide binding specific) member 1b. Bases 127 to 1413 code for a protein of 428 amino acids. Gene Ontology annotation, cellular component: membrane; cytoplasm. The transcript has 12 exons. The record is from RefSeq and is a predicted model, not a curated record. Lineage: Eukaryota; Metazoa; Chordata; Actinopteri; Carangiformes; Carangidae. Gene Ontology annotation, molecular function: PDZ domain binding.